This is a messenger RNA of Erigeron canadensis, 1871 nucleotides long. RefSeq names its product BTB/POZ domain-containing protein At3g05675-like. The record is from RefSeq and is a predicted model, not a curated record. NCBI's taxonomy places the organism in Eukaryota, Viridiplantae, Streptophyta, Magnoliopsida, Asterales, Asteraceae. The transcript has 2 exons. The coding region runs from base 331 to 1617 and encodes 428 amino acids. Gene Ontology annotation, molecular function: protein binding.
AUCAAAAUAUAAAGUAAAGGGUAAAUAUGUAAUUUGAUACUUUAUCUUUUUGUAGCGUAUUGUUGUCCUUCCAUGGACACUUGGAUAUCUCCCCUGCAAAACAAAGCAUUUUAGCUCAUCUCACAAAAACCCUAAUUUAUACCCACUUGUGCUUAUCUAUUUCAUCAUCUAACUUAGACCCAUUUCAUUUCAUCCCUUUUCUUUGAUGCCCCUUUUAUCAAGUUUCAAUCUUGCUUCCAUGUUCACACAAAUUUUGCUUUCAUCCAUGGUUGGAAAGUUACAAUUUUAAUAAGAAAGCAUGAAAAUUGGCAGCAUAUACCUAUCUAACUCAUGGAAAGUUCAUCAGCGUCUCUUGGGCUAAAUGACAUAACCACGAGCGAUGUUGUUGUUCGUCUAAGAAACAACAAAAGAAGACCUGAACUGUUCUAUUCCCAUUCAUCAAUCCUCAAAGAAAAGAGUAAGUAUUUUGCAGACAAACUAUCUGAUCCAAGUUCUGGUGCUUUUAUUGAUAUCUCCUGCUUAGAUUGCAACUACGAGCACCAUGUCGACCUAUUAAAACGUUUUUACCUUUCCCAAGAGUCAUUGUUGGAAUCUUGGAACUCUGUUCACUCUGCUCUUGGUGUUCUUCAAUUAGCAACAGAAUUUAGUUGUCAAGAAAUCACUGAAAGUUGCAUUCAGUAUUUAGAAGCUGUCCCGUGGGAGGAUAAAGAAGAAGAAUUAAUCUUGAAAGUAGUUUCAAAACUGGGUCCCGUAGCAAUGCCCAUAUUAGCUCGGGUUCAACCCGUUGACUUUACUGCUACGAAAACCGUAUUCAUCUCAGCCAUCCAGUUUGCCACGUGUAUUGUUUCAGAAUCCCCACCCUUUGGGGACGAGUUGAAAACUUCAGCUCAAGAACAAGUAGAGUACAUGUUAGGUGAUGAUGAUGAAGAGAUCCCGUUAGUCAUAGCAGACGAAGAAGUUAAAGCAGAGUCAAAGAAGGGACUUAUGAACAUUUGUUCUAUAUUCGAUAAAGAGCUUUCUUGUUUACUUUCAGAGACUGACGAGGAGGCAGUAGAAAAGAGAGUGAUGCAGUCUCUCUCUGAUCUUGGAUGGAUUUGUAACAUUCUUUCAAAAAUGGACCUAAUGAAAGAGUUCACUGACAAAUGGAUUGAAUCUUCUAGUCGGGUAAUUGCAGUUAUGGAAGAUCAACUACUAAAAAGUAGCAUGUGGGGCAUAAAGUUGAAGAUUAUAGAACUAAACUGGAAGGUAUUGGAUGCAGUUGGGUAUGGUAAUGUGAUCAUUUCACCUGCACGUCGUGUGGAGUUAGUGAAAACUUGGCUUCCUUAUAUCAGAAAGAUGAAACCUGUUCUUGAUUUGGUUGGGAGUAAGGAGACCGGAUAUCCUUACAAGAUGGACGAUGAUUUGUGCCAGAAUAUUGAAGGGGCUAUAGUGGCACUCUUAUCAGCUCUUCCUUCUAAUGAUCAAGGGGAUAUUUUAGCUGAUUGGAUGAGCGGGGACCAGGUUAAGUAUCCCGAUUUGAGUGAAGCUUUUGAGAUUUGGUGUUAUAGAACAAAAUCGGCUAAAAGAAGAUUGGUAGAGGGGUUGGAUAGAGUUGGUAAUCCUACUGUAAGCCUGUGAUCACUUAAUGGUUGGUAAUAUGGUUGUAAGUUAAAUAGAUCAAAGUAAAAGGUUAAAGAAACAACCUUUGUUAAAUCUGUUAAGUUGUUUGCAAUUCCCCGUUGCAAAUUGUAGUCUCUUCUUGAGAAACUGGAUCGCUAAUUGUGAUCUUUGUGAGGCUUAUUAAUGGUGUCUCUCAAGUUCUAAGUUGACGCCACAUAUGUACUUUCAACUCAUUGAUCUAUUUUAUUUUGAUACUCUUAUACAAAUGCAAA